Messenger RNA from Rana temporaria (common frog), 3296 nucleotides. RefSeq lists its product as uncharacterized. The coding region runs from base 30 to 2234 and encodes 734 amino acids. The transcript has 2 exons. NCBI's taxonomy places the organism in Eukaryota, Metazoa, Chordata, Amphibia, Anura, Ranidae. Gene Ontology annotation, molecular function: protein binding; ATP-dependent protein folding chaperone; ATP binding. The record is from RefSeq and is a predicted model, not a curated record.
AAGAGAGCCUUGCAGCUCGCCGAGAGAGCAUGGCAGGCUUGGAACAGAGACACCAGCAGCAAAUGGAGGCCAUCAUGACACAGCAACAAAGCCCAGCAGAGAAUUGUCUGUUGUUGGAGGAGUACAAAGACUUUGAAAUAUUUGAUUCGUUUACUGGUAUCCUUGGAAACAGUCCACCCUUAACAUCUCACUGGGAGUGGUGGGAUACAUAUUGUGAGGAUCUGACCAAGUACACAAAGCUAACUAGUUUGGAAACAUGGGGAACAAAAGAGCUGGAUUAUCUUCGUCUUGAUGACUUUUCAAGUCCCUAUCCGGAUGAAAAAGUUAUCAGUAAAACUCCCACUCUUGCUCAGCUAAACAGUGAGGAGCUUUGUGAAGACCUAUUUGAAAGAGUCCCCAUACCUGUGCAAAAGGCUUUGAGUGGUGCUGAAAUGAACAUGGAGGAAAUUGAUCAUGUGAUCAUAGUGGGUGGAGUCACUUGUGUACCUAAAGUUCGAGAUGCAGCCAAGGAAAGUACUUGUUUUUGUGGUGCUGUAGCCAAAAAACAGGAAAAGACAAAUGAAGAUUUUUUUCAGUGUGAAAGUAGUACAAAAUGUUUUGAAGAGAAAUACCGCUGUGAUGGGGUGCCACAGUGUUCUGAUGAGAAAAACUGUUGGAGAUCACCAGAUCCUUCUGUUUGGUGUCUUUCAAAGACUUGCUGCAUUCCUCAGAAUUGGAUCUGUGAUGGUAAACCAGACUACAAUGAUGAGCCUGAUGAACAAGGCUGUGAACGUAAGGAAUGUGGCAGUAACAAGUUCCAGUGUACUAAUGGACAGUGUAUUCCCUAUACUAUGCACUGCGAUGGAGACAGUGAUUGUGGUGACCAUUCAGAUGAACAAAACUGUAUAGUCACUAAACACGUCCGCUGUCAAAGUGGGGAAUUUAAAUGUCCAUCUGGUGAAUGCUUGCUAAUGGAAUGGAAAUGUGAUGGUGCAAAAGACUGUAAAGACGGAAGUGAUGAAAAGGACUGUAAAUUGGAGAAGAUCACUUGUGAAAAUGAGCAGUGGGCUUGUGCUAGUGAAGAUCAAUCUAUUCCGACCUUCUGGCGGUGUGAUAGUCGCACGGACUGCCAUGAUGGCAGUGAUGAAGUUCACUGCAAACUGCAGAUGUGCAAAAGUAACGAGUAUCAGUGUAAAAAUCUUAAUUGUGUUCCAACUAAUGCUGUUUGCGAUAGACAAUCUGACUGUCUGGAUGACUCAGAUGACGGUGGUGCAACCUCAGUUCAAGAUGAGCGUGACUCUGAUGAUUCAGAAGAUAAUGAACCUAGGGAGCGAACAUCCAGCGAUGUAGAAAAUGAUAGCAAUCGUAAUGCUAGUGACUCUGAAAAUGAAGAUGCUCAAAACCGAAUUGCCAGUGAUUCGGAGGAUGAGCCAACCAGAAAAAAAGGCACGAAUGAAAUUGAGUUUGGGGUAGACGAGGAAGGAUUUGUUUACCUUUCGUUUGAAAACCUGGAGCCAGUUGACAAUCCACAGUUCCUCUGGUCCAAGGACUACAAGGGAGCUCCAGACUCAGAGAGAACAGACAUUUCUACCGAUGGAAAUAAGUCUAAACUUAUUCUAACAAACCCUUCUGAGGAAGAUGUAGGCACCUAUGCUGUUGAAGUGCCAAAUACAGAUGGAGUAUCUGCUAGUCACAUGCUAACAAAGGAAGAACUAGAGGAAGUGAUGCGCAAAAGCCAUGAUGUACGACAUCCACUGAUACAGAAAAUCUCAGGCUGGAAUGUGGAAGUACUGGAGAAUGGAGAUGUGCGCCUCUGGUUACAAGUAGAAAAACUGUCCUCUGAUGCAGAUUUGGAGAUGAUUCUCAAUGACAAAGUCAUCCAAAAUACACCGAAACGAAAAAUAACAUUUGACAAGGAAAAUGGACUUAUUGAAAUAAUUAAGGAAGACUUUGGUGAAGAAGAUAAAGGAACGUAUACUGCAAAAGUAGUAGAUGGAAAAGCAUCAAACCAGCUCAUUGUUACCCUUUCUGGGGAAGAUUUUGAUAAAGUUUAUGAUGAGUCCCAAAAGAAGGUCACAGAAGACUGCCACGUUAUUAUGAUAUGCAAAGUUAAAAAUACCAAAACAGAGACCACGCUCAAGUGGUCUGUGGACAAGAAACCACUAUCUAACGGACAAUUUGAUAAUCAAACUGGGUCAGGGACACUUGUAAUGAAAAAGUUUACAAAUGAAAAGGACUUUACAAAGCUGUGGUAAAAGAUAGCAGGGGAGACGACACGACUGAAAUGGAUCUUACCAAAGAAGGUAUUGAAGAUAUAAUGCAGGAAAUUUGUAGAAAAAGUGCAAUGUCUGCCUCCCCACUGAAAGGUAAAGGCACAGCUGACGGAAUUAAGAUUUACAGCGAUGUGAAAUAUUUCAUGGAGAGCAUGAAUCCUGUGUGGCACCACAAAGAUAAGAAAGUGGAGUUUACUAGAGAGGUGGAAGAAGACAAUGAAGAUGACAAACCUGAUAUCAGUGAUACCUUUUCAGAGCCAGGUUAUGAAAAUGAUUCUGUUGAAGAUUUGAAAGGAAUAACUGCCGUGUCAUCGAGGAAAAGACGAAAGCAAAGGUAUUUCUGGGAAUAUAGCGAGCAAUUAAUGCCUUCUCAACAGGAAGGGAUGCUGAGACCGUCUGAAUGGGACAGACACACGCUUCCCAGAAAUAUGUACCAGAAGAAUGGUCUGCAUCACGGCAAGUACACUGUGAAGAAAUCUCGCAGGACAGGUGUGGAAGACCUGACUCCAAAUCCAAGAAAACUUCUGCAGAUUGGUGGUUAACUGCGUAAACUGAAUAAAGUAAUCAGUGACAUAACACCCGUAUCGGAGCUUCCUGUCACUGCCAGGCCGCGAUCUCGUAAGGAGAAAAACAAGCUGGCUUCCAGAGCUGGCCGUCAAAAAAAGAAAGCCCAGUAUGAAGCCAAUAAAGUGAAGCUGUGCCGCCUGAAUACUGAAUAUGAUACAUUGCUGUUUGUGAUCAAUUCAAUAAAACAAGAGAUUAUGACACAAAUACAAAUCCCCUGGGUGAAAUGGGCUUUGGAUUCUCUCCGGUACUACCUCGUGGGUAGACAGUUUGAACUGCUGACGGAUCAUGCCUCAUUGAAGUGGAGGGCACAGACCAAAGAUUUAAAGGCACAGAUUGAAGAUUUAAAUAAGCUACAACUAAAGCUUAAAGAGACCCUAAAAACUAGCAAGGCUAGAGAGAAUAACCUCACAGAAGACCUGGAAAACCUAAACACCAAGAGUUGCGAACAAAGCAGAGAACCCUUAAAAAGCAACAGAA